GUUUAUUGUUGGCGUGAUGGGCUUCACAUUUCGCUUCGGCGAGAUGGGCUUUUGUGUGGAGUGGCCCAACAUCUUUGGAGAAGCCUUAACAUUAUAGUCCAACCGAAUCCGGUAACCUGAAAAACUUUUCGGUUUUGUUUCGACACUGAAUUUUAAAAUCAUUAAUUUAUAAAGCUUGCGUGAUCAUUAGUCACUAACCAAAUUAUUAUAAGACUUUUAAAAAGAGAGAAUAUUAAUGAGUUUCAUUGGCCCGACCCGAGCACUUAAAGACUAGUGGAAUCGUCUCUUUCUCUGUUCUUUUCGCCUAAUCUAAUCUCAUCCUUCUUCAUUGGUCAACAUCUUUUUUUCGUCAACAGCUCUUGUAACCGGAGAAAAUGGAGGCAGUUACGGCGAUGAAGCCAUUGAUCAGAGUCGCUGCUCUCUCCGGUUCACUCCGAAAAGGCUCUUUCAACACCGGUCUCCUCCGCGCCGCAAUCGAUAUGUCGAAAGAAUCGGUCCCGGGGAUGCAGAUUGAGUAUAUCGACAUAUCUCCGUUGCCGUUGAUCAACACCGAUCUGGAAUCCAACGGGACUUAUCCUCCGGUCGUCGAAGCUUUCCGGCAGAAGAUCCUUGAAGCCGAUAGCAUUCUGUUCGCUUCCCCUGAGUACAACUUCUCUGUCUCAGCUCCUCUUAAGAACGCUAUUGACUGGGCUUCAAGAUCACCGAACGUUUGGGCUGACAAACCCGCCGCCGUCAUAAGCACCGGUGGGGGAGCUGGUGGAGGAAGGUCGCAGUAUCAUCUUCGACAAAUCGGAGUGUUCCUUGAUCUUCACUUCAUCAACAAACCCGAGUUUACUCUCAAUGCGUUUCAGCCGCCUCAGAAAUUCGACGCAGAAGGGAACUUGGUCGAUGAAGCGGCUAGGGAGAGGCUGAAACAAGUUCUUGUCUCGUUACAAGCAUUUACUCUGCGGCUUCAGGGUAAGUAAGUGAGGCAGUUCUUGAUCAUUUGUGUGCUGAAAAUAACGCCAAUUGUUGUGAUAAGAAACUGUGUCACACUUAUCGUAUAACACAUUUUCUAUUUCUCAUUAAUAUUGUAUAUGUAUUUGAAUGAUACAAAUAUGUUUACAAGAUACGAGUGAUGAUUUUUGUAUGUAUUUUUUUUUCCUCCUAAAUAAGAAGAGGGGACAAAUCCAGCAUUGGAGAUUCACAAGUGAAAUAAAAAAUGGUUAUAGAUUUCUUAUUUUAAAA
Messenger RNA from Thlaspi arvense, 1227 nucleotides. The record is from the annotation of a GenBank genome assembly. Lineage: Eukaryota; Viridiplantae; Streptophyta; Magnoliopsida; Brassicales; Brassicaceae.